Aplysia californica (California sea hare) is the source of this 4324-nucleotide messenger RNA. RefSeq lists its product as uncharacterized. The record is from RefSeq and is a predicted model, not a curated record. Gene Ontology annotation, biological process: proteolysis. Gene Ontology annotation, molecular function: metalloendopeptidase activity; zinc ion binding. Lineage: Eukaryota; Metazoa; Mollusca; Gastropoda; Aplysiida; Aplysiidae.
CUCUGUGCCUGUGUGCUGGAUCUGAGGGCAGAAUAGGGUUUUCUGGAUUUUGUAUGAGCUAAUUUCUUGCCAAGGUUGGAGCAAUUAAGUGUGCUGAGAUAUUAUUCCCUGUUCACCUGCCAGCCCAGAUGUCUGACGGUGCUACAGUGUUCCUCCGCUCAGCCCUGCUUUGCUGUCUGUGGGCUUGUUUAGUCUACGCACAUGCAGAGGAGUGGCGCUGGGAGUCCAGGUCUGUCAGAGAUGGGAACAAUACGACCAACUUUGACCCCGGGAGAGAUUCCCCGAAACCAGAGGUCCGAGAGGUCACGCUUAGCAGACCAGGCAGUGGUUUGAAGAUCAGUAAGGUGGAGACUCUGCCCCGUCGACAGAAAAGAACGGUGUAUACUGGUCCGGAUGUCGUCUGGCCCUUCGAUAUACCUUACGUGUACGAUCGCACAGCAGGAUUGGACGAGUUGGACAUCCAACGCGCCAUGAACCUGAUCGAGGACAGACUGUGUGUCAAGUUCCACGACGAGACUGACCGCUAUAACCCCCAUGACCCCCACUGGUUCACCAGAUACGGGAACUACAAAAAGGAUGUCUACAUGAAGCUGGAGAAAGGUGACGGAUGUAACGCCCCCAUCGGCAUAGGGGGCACAGAGCCAAAUUACAGAAGUGUCAAGGCGUGCCACGGAUGGGCUCUCAACUUACACGAGCUGUUUCAUGCUGUGGGUGCGGGCCACACUCAGAACUUUCCGAGGGCUAGGGAGUAUAUGACAGUCAACCCUGACAAUAUCUUACCAGACUACCUUGUGUGGUACACAAAAAACAAACCGGAGCCCAAUAAAAUGACCACGUUCUUUGACCCAACCUCUGUCAUGAUGUACGGUGAUAAUUCUUUUACGAUCAACGGCCUUGAGACGACUUUCCCUCUCCGAGACGAUUUCUUCGACCUGGUUGGACCCGACUCUGGAGAUCACGUCGUCUUCAUGGAGUUGGCUAAAACUUACAAGUGCAAUGAACGAUAUUGUGGCAACAACAAGACGGAUUGUGGGCGUGGUUAUUUCACGAUAAUCAAAGGAGUGUGUCGCUGUGUCUGUCCUGACGAACUGGACCCAGACACAAAUUGUACAACUCAUAUCAACGCAAGCAACAAGUACGUGGACUGGCCAAAGACUCCUUUCACACUUCUGACCGGCUCCCAGUGCCCUGCCGGAUUUCACGAAGGAAAUAUCCGACUCCGAGGCCUGGGUGGACAUAUACAGGCAGAGGUCGCCGACCCCUUUCCUCUGGAUGACCCCUACCUCACCCUGCGGACUUGCUCCAAGAUGACCCCUGAUGACCACGCGGACAUUCACUGGUUGAGCUGGCCUGUGGGUGGGCAGUACUGCUUUAUCAAGCCGAAGGACAUCCCUUGUGACGGAGUGUUCAAGAAAGGUUACUUUGUCCUGAACGGCGUGUAUCAGGUCUCAGGCAACGUUGGUGACGUGUCAAACCGGAGCAGUGACGUCACGAUUAACUUUUGCUGCACGAAAAAAGACCGGGUGGACAGAAGCAUAGAUCUCCCAAACGAUGCGCCCUUCAAAUUGCUAAGUGCUAAACAGUGCCCGGUUGUUAACGGCAUGCGAGGCACCCACGAAAACGACGGGCUCGUCAUUUACUUCACGAACCGACGUCCAGUGGUGAGGGGAGAGGCGCCACUUCACUACCUCUGGGACCAAGAGAUCCAUUUCUUCCAGUGUGACUACCUCCCUCCGGUUUACGGUUGCAACAAGAUUAUCAAACUGGACGGGAUCAACAGAGCAGAAACAGUCAAGACGCCACGAUCUAGUUCGGGGCGAGAUCCCAACAGAAGGUGUUUUUACUCUUUCCAGGUGCCCAAGAAUGCCCGGAUUCGUGUGACGUUCCAUGAAGUAGACAUGCAUGAGAAGGACCUGCUCUAUGUUAAGCGGUUCCAUGAGUGGCAGGCACCUCAUCUACUCAAGCCGGACGACUGGCAGAAGCAGCUGAUCAGUGCAGGCGACUACAUGACGUUUGAGUACUGGUCGUGGUGGAAAAGCGCGGCAAACGAGGGUGUUCACUUUACUGCCGAUGUUCUUUUAGAAGAGGAACUGUGCUACGACCCCAAAACGAAAGGAGACGAUUACACAGGUGAUAAGUCCGUUUCAGAAACGUACGAACCAUGUCUGCCGUGGAAAGACGCUGUGAGCUGUGUGGACUUUCCCUUUGAUGGUGCGGAAGGCCUACGACUCCUGAACAGCGAGAACAAAUGUCGUAACCCCAACAGCGAGAUGGCACAGCCUUGGUGUUAUGUAUACGUCAACGGGACUGAGUGCAAGAGGCGAUACUGUGACGUGUGCAAUGAGCGCAACUGCACGGACAAGCAUGAACUGUGUGACUACUGGGCGAGUCAAGGAGAAUGUGAGAGCAACCCCUCGUACAUGCACUGGAUGUGCGAAAAGAGCUGCAUAUCAGCUUGUGCUAAGUGCCAGCCACCACACAUCCCUGCGGACGGGUCAGCAGUGGACAUGCUCAAGUCUGAGUACAAGAUCGGAGAAAGAGUGAGAAUCAAGUGUAACCGUUACCAUAGCAACGGCCCCGUCAUCGUCACCUUGGAGUGUGGACUAGAGGGUUUUCCCGAUGUGCACUCCGCAUGUGCAGAGUGUCCACCAAACUUCCGCACCUAUGGAGAUCGCUGCUACUCCAUGUCUUCGGACACUCUCAACAGACAGGAUGCGGAGGCCAAGUGUCGAGCGGUCCAUGAGUCCGGCACUCUGUUCGAGAUCCGGGAUUCCACAGACCAACAGAUGGUUAUGAAUCUGAAGUCUGAAGAAAACGUAUGGGUGAGCGGAGAGAUACAGACCGACUGCACCUGGAAGUUCACAAACUCAACUACACCUAUCACGUACAGCAACUGGAAUGACGAAUAUCCAGGAACUUGCGGUGAUAUUGACAGAAGCUGUGGCUACUGGUCUGAGAGGGGCGAGUGCUCCAAGAACCCGGUGUUUAUGUUUUAUCACUGUCAGAGGAGUUGUAAAGCUUGCUGCAAUGGUAUGUGCACAGACAGCAGUCCGUACUGUUCAACGUGGGCCAAGAACGGGGAGUGUGACAGGAACCCUUCCUACAUGCACCACAACUGUAGGAAAAGCUGUGGCCUCCCUAACUGCGCCAAGGACCAGUGUCUUUUGGUACAUGGAAGUGAUGCAGAAGAACACAAGGGGCCCAGUGGAAGCUGGGAUACUUGGUUAUGUACGGACCCCGAGUUCAGAGUUCGUUACUUGUGCCAGAUAGACAAACAGCGAGUGGAUUGCCACGAUUCCUCGGGUCACUGUGAGACUGCCUUGUCCGAGUUCCCCAACUUCUGUAACGACGCGCGCUCUUCCCGGGGAGCAGACGUCUACUGCCAUCGCUCGUGUGGCCGCUGUGUUCAUUUUGUGCACUGUACUGCCCCGAGCUCCCCCGUCUACGAGCUGAAGUCAGCAAGCCGAACCGCCCAACCUGGGGACAUCAUGGAAUUUGCCUGUGCCGACCGAUUCCCGUACCACAUUGGCGGAGAUUUGGUUCGUGCCUGCGCCUCUACAGGGAGACUACUCGGAGAGGCCCCUGUUUGUCACAGUUCUCCAGUGGCCAUGGACGUGAUGAAGAACAGAGUGAGAAAGAGGAAGUAUGCUCUGUACGGCAACACAGCUGUUCUCAUGGAUUCACCCGACUACAGAGUUCCUCUCGAUGGUCACAUCACACGGUGGUACUAUUACUGCGAACGCCCAGGCCUCAUCUACUUUUUCGUCACAAGGGGAGACAGAAGAACGAGGACGAGAAGGAUGGUGGGUUAUAAUGCCGUGAACUGCACCGCCAGCUGGACCAUGAGCUACGAUGUACCCGCAGCGGAACAGCUGACUGUACAAAAGGGCGACCUGGUGGGGCUCUUCGUCACAGAGCCGUAUCUCAUCAUGAUCAGCUGGUGUGUGCAUGCACAACACAAGAUCUUGCAGCUGCCCCACACCGUGGCCACUGAUAUCGACAGCCUAAACCGGACCUUGAGCUUUAAGUAUAGCGAUCCCUACUGCAUUGUCCCUUCUAUAGCGUACAGAGUAGAUCCUCUUUAGGACAUCUGCCUUCUCGUGUGCCAUAUUAAUGAUGUUAUUUUACGAAAAUAGGCAUACUUUCACUCUGAAAAUCACAAUGUAUAGCAUACACUUUGAGGCUGGGAAUUAUACAACUGUUUAAAUCAAAACUUUGGCCUUCUGUCACCGUUCCUGGGUGGACAACAUGUAUUUGUUUUGUUAUCUUUUAGCAGAUGCAACACUUUUGGAGUUUACUUCAGUAAAAUACCUUGAAAAAACGA